Molecule: messenger RNA, 328 nt
Organism: Impatiens glandulifera
Lineage: Eukaryota; Viridiplantae; Streptophyta; Magnoliopsida; Ericales; Balsaminaceae
Product: probable LRR receptor-like serine/threonine-protein kinase At1g07650
Exons: 2
Coding region: 48-308 (86 amino acids)
Source: RefSeq, a predicted model, not a curated record
CAAAUGUUUUCGUAAGUGAAUCGAUUAGAAAAUAUUUUGAGAUCCAAAUGAAGUUGCUCAGAAUCUAUGUUCUAACAGUAACAGUGGCUAUAUGUUUCUUUAUUACUGUCCAUGGAACUGCUGUUUUGCCUACUAGUGAAGUGGAGACUCUGAAGCAAAUUGGAAGGACAUUAGGAAACGAUAAUUGGGAUUUCAGCGUGGAUCCGUGUAGUGGAGAAUCGGGUUGGAAUGUGUCAAUAACAGAUAAUGCAGUAAUAUGUAAUUGUUCAUUCUCCAACAAUACCACCUGUCACGUUGUGAGCAUGUAAUUUCCUUCCUUAUCUCUUUC